This is a messenger RNA of Ahaetulla prasina, 2082 nucleotides long. It is a transcript of the gene NDUFAF3, whose product is annotated as NADH:ubiquinone oxidoreductase complex assembly factor 3. The record is from RefSeq and is a predicted model, not a curated record. Lineage: Eukaryota; Metazoa; Chordata; Lepidosauria; Squamata; Colubridae. The transcript has 6 exons. Gene Ontology annotation, cellular component: mitochondrial inner membrane. The coding region runs from base 50 to 577 and encodes 175 amino acids. Gene Ontology annotation, biological process: mitochondrial respiratory chain complex I assembly.
GGCGGUCGGUCGGUCGGCAAGGCCCCGCCCCGCUUUUCCCGCCGUUCUCAUGGCCGCCCUCCGGUCGCUGGGCUCGACUCUCGUCUGGAGAGCAAGGCCGGCUUUCGCCCGCAGUUUCAGGCAGUCUCAGCGAAAUCAUCGCCUCACACCUUCCGAUGAUGAGCUUCUCCAGAAAACAACACUCCAUCAGUUGGAAAGAGAAUCACCAAACAUCAUGUUUAUUGAAAAUUACACUAAUUAUGGUUUCUCCAUCAAUGGGAACACAGUGGUAGGCCCUUGCGCUGUUUUGCCGCAAGCCAUCCUGCAGUGGAAUGUUGGCACCUAUAAAGAUAUUAUUGAAGGCAGUCUUGCGCUGUUCUAUAUGCUGGAGCCCAAAAUAGAAAUUGUGGUCCUGGGAACGGGAGCCAAAGUAGAGAGGCUGGAUCCGGAUGUCCUGAAAUGUUUGCACCAACGUGGGAUUGCUGUGGAAAUACAAAGCACGCCUAAUGCUUGUGCCACUUUCAACUUCCUGGUAAGCGAACGACGUGUGACAGCUGCUGGCCUCAUACCUCCUCCUCCUGCUGCCAUGUUUGAAUAAGCCUUUAAGGGAACGUCCAGCAGAGGGCAGUCAUGUGAUACCAGAAUACCUGCUUUAGGGAGUUGGGGACAGUUGCUGUUGCUGCACAAGGGCCCUUGCAAGUGACCGGGCACCUUUGAAUUUAAGGUAACUUAAGUCCUGUUGAUAGGCAUUUUGUGUAUCAAAUCAAGGAAUCUGUACAAGUAACCAAUGCAUCUUUUCCAAAAAUAUUUACAGAACGCUUCACUAUGAUACAGCAUAAACCAUUGAGAUGCAUGCAGAGGUGGGUUUCAGCAGGUUCUGACCAGUUCUGGAGAACUGGUAGUGAAAAUUUUGAGUAGUUCAGAGAACUGGUAGUAAAAUUCUAACUGGCUCCACCCCCAUCUAUACUCUGCUUCCCAAGUCCCAGCUGAUUGGGAGGGAAUGGAGAUUUAACAGUAUCCUUCCCCUGCCACGCCCACCAAGCCAUGCCACACCCACUAAGCCACACCCACAGAACCUGUAGUAAAAAAAAUUGAAACCCUCCACUGGAUGCAUGCCUUAAAAACUGAAGGUUUAAUUGAUUGAUUGUUUAUUUUGAGUGUCUCUGAGACUACAGAGAUAACUCCACGUAGCUGGGUUGACAUUUUUCGGGGGAAGUGGUUUGGAAAGGCUGACUUGGGUCAUGGCUGGCCAUGUGCCUAAGGCAGGACUAGGAGCUCGAGGCUCCCAGUUUUCAAUCUUUAACUGCUACACCAAACUGGCUCUUCAAUUUGUAUAAGCAACAGAUGUUCAUAGGCCACCAAAUAAACAUUUGUCCAUUCUUCCUCAGGGGUAUCAAACUUGUGGUCUAUGGACCAGAUACAUCAGGUGCUGGCCGUGCCCAUCCCGGGUUUAGCAAAGGGGGGAAAAGUUGUAAUAUGUCGCAAGUUUGACACCCCUGCUCUAGAACCAUUUCACGAUUAGCUUUCCCAGGCCAGUCAAAACAAGAACAGACUGAAUUUGAGAAACUUGUGAUUUUUAACAAGGAAGAAAGUUCCUAAAAUUAGAUUGCAAGAGUUAUAGGCUACUAUGACAGCAGCCAGUUGUCUGUGCAUAUCUUGCUCUACUGUUUCGUAAAACCAUUAAAAAAAAAAUACAGCCCCAACGGUGAAGAAUAAAGGACCUGGGUAAUGGACCAGAGAAGAAAAACAUCGUUCCAAGAUUUUGAGACUUGAACCUGUUUAGUCCAUAUUUCAUAAUAGAUAUGUAAAAAAUACCAUAUUCGCAGAAUUUUAUGGAAUGCUGUCCUGUAUAACAAUAAUGAUCUGCAUAAAAUGCAUUUUAAGGUGUAAACAUCACUUUUCCCUACAAAGGAUUGGUGUCCCUUUAUUUCACGAUUUCUAGUUAUGUAAAUUUGUAAUUUUGCUAAUGCUUUCCUGUUUAUUUAUACCUGCCAGUACGCAUGUUUGAAAUUACAUAAAAGUGUGAGAUCUUACCCACCCAAGCAGAUAACUAGACCUAUGAAUGUAGCAUAACUAACAAUUCUCCCACUAACAUUGAUCUUG